GUAACUCAAGAUGAAAAAUUCGUGUGCGAGUAUCACUGAUUCAGCCUCCAUAGUCAACCGCUCUAUCCGGAGCCUCUCCAGCAAUAAUAUGCUAGGCUUCAGGAUACCGCAACCAACGGCGGCAUCGACCGUGCUCAUCGUUCUUCUCUCUCUCCUCCCGACAGCUCUUGCCGACGGCAUCGGCCUGAUAGGAUGGGGCAAGCACAUGUAUCAACCAGCAUGCGCCUUUGCGUGCCGCAAUAUCGUGAGGGCAUGCCCGCUCCUGUGCACGCCCAAGCCCGGGGGCAAGAACUACGGCACCGUGCACUCGCCAAACUGGACGCCUCCCGAGUGCUUCACCACCGACCAGGCCUUCAUGCGUACCAUGGCCCUCUGCAUCGACAACUACUGCCCCAUCUCGGACAGACCAACGAUGUACAUGCUGCAGGACUAUUGGGCAUCACACCUGGCUGUGACAACGGUUGGCAAUUACCAGUGGGUGCCUAGCAUGUCCUUGGCCGAGGCGGUGAAUAGUGCCCGCGCGGAGGAGAAGGCCAAGGAGGAUUCAAUGGGGAACAAUUCUACAGGCCAUGCAGGCGGUAGUGACAAUGGAGGGGGCAGCCACAGUGCUCACAGCCGGCUCAAAGCCCGCCAACACCACGGAGCCUCCUCGGAAUCGGGAAACAGCACGCAAAGGUUCACUAGUGCGCUGCCUACUAUCAAGGCUAGAGCGCCAUUGAACGUGACAAGCUUUAUUCUGUGGGAAGACUGGCAGAGAGCGUACAACGGCGCGACGUUGUUUGAAACCAAUGAAGUAGGGCAUUCAAAUGCGACAAUUGCCGUUCUCUUCACCGCCCUGUUCAUUCCGGUCCUGUUUUCGAUGCUCCGAUUCAUCCCCGGCCUAUCUAGAAGUCGCACAUGGACCUGGAUCAACUGCAUCAUUAACCAUCCUGCGGCAUUUGGUAGUCAUCACCGCCAGCCUGUCGCAGCCGCAAUAGGAGGUGUCAUCGUACCAACCCGGGGCCAGGUGUUGUACAUUGCCCUGAUCAGCCUCCUGAACUUCAUCCUCCUGGUCGCGCCCUACUACUACGUCUACCCAAACAGCACGUACCCGAUCCGGCGUAACCAAGACCUGGCCACCAUCGGUAACCGGGCGGGGAGCAUGGCCAUGGGUAACGCUGCAGCGCUGUUCCUCUUCUCGGCGCGCAACAACGUGCUGCUCUGGCUGACCGACUGGAGCCACGGCACCUUUCUCCUGCUGCACCGCUGGCUCGGCGUCUGGACCAUCCUGCUAACCGUCGUGCACUCAUGCCUGCUGCUUGCCACCUACGUCGAGUACGGCGACUACGCCAUGGAGCUCGCCCGCCUCUACUGGCACUGGGGCAUCGUCGGCACCGUCGCCGCCGUCGCCCUCUGGCCCACAUCCAUCCUGGCCCUGCGCCGCGCCGCCUACGAGCUCUUCCUGCCGCUGCACCAGCUCCUGGCCAUAUUGUUUCUGGUUGGGUAUUAUUACCACAUCUGGUAUCUCUACCAGUACCAGUGGGGCUACGAGAUCUGGGUUUGGAUUGCUGUGGGCUUCUGGGGUCUCGAACGCGUCUUGCGCCUGGGCAGGAUGGCUGUGAAGGGGCUUCGUACUGCCCAAAUCUCGGCCGUGGAGGGUUCCAAAGGCGAAUACCUCCGGAUCGACAUUGACGGCGUGCGCUCAGGCGGAGUCGUGUACUUGUGCUUCCCGACUCUGAGCUGGAUGUUUUGGGAGAAUCAUCCAUUCUCGGUCUUGUCCUCUGAAGCCACAGAUGUCACCGCCACCGAAAAGCCUGAAGCAACAGAAAAAACAAGCGCCCUCUCGGAGAAAACCUGUCCUCCAACCGAAAAGCCCACCGCUGGUGUGGUCAGCAUGCCGUCGCCAUCCAGCCCAUCCCAUAACACACUCGUGGCUCCCACCUCAACCAACAAGACGCCUAGUCAUCCACGCACCACCAUCAUCGUCCGCACCCGCACCGGCGUGACGGCCCGCCUCGCAGCACGCCUAGCCAACGCCGCUUCCACGUCCAGCACGCCGCUGCGCCUCCCCGUGCUGAUCGAGGGGUCGUACCGAUACUCCAGCUCGGCCGAGCAGCGACUGCGCGGCUGCACCUCGGUGCUGUGCAUCGCCGGCGGCGUGGGCGUCACGGCUGUUCUCCCGCUGCUGCUGCUACUGCUGCUACACAGCAAAACGGCUGCUUCAUCGGCGAGCACGCGCGGCCGGCUGGUCUGGGGCGUGCGCGACGGCAGCCUGCCCGCGGCAUUGGCGCCGGAGUUGGCUUCGCUGCAGACCGCGGGCUUCGAGGUGGAGACGAGCGUCGGCAAGAGGGUCGACGUCGCCGCCGUGCUGGAGCAGGAGCUGCUUGCAGGUGGAGGCCUGCUGGGAGUGGUGGUUUGUGGGCCGCCAGGGAUGGCGGAUGAGGUGCGUGCGAGGGUGGCGCAGCUGGGGAGGAGCGGGAGGCGUGCGGUUGUUUUUGUUGAUGAAGCUUUCAGUUGGUAGGCCAUUUACAACAAAGAGUAAAUGCAGGCAGGUAAAAACAUUAAUAUGGCCAUGUAUUUCUACCUGUGAAAGAUCCAUGUCAGGUUUGGAAUUAUAAGAUGAGAAGAGAAAAAACAAAAGCACCUUAGAUGAAUGCCCACUUAUCACCCAAG
Messenger RNA from Pyricularia grisea, 2652 nucleotides. RefSeq lists its product as uncharacterized. Gene Ontology annotation, cellular component: plasma membrane. The record is from RefSeq and is a predicted model, not a curated record. Bases 11 to 2500 code for a protein of 829 amino acids. Gene Ontology annotation, biological process: copper ion import; intracellular iron ion homeostasis; iron ion transport. Gene Ontology annotation, molecular function: ferric-chelate reductase activity. NCBI's taxonomy places the organism in Eukaryota, Fungi, Ascomycota, Sordariomycetes, Magnaporthales, Pyriculariaceae. The transcript has 2 exons.